Arachis stenosperma is the source of this 2496-nucleotide messenger RNA. RefSeq names its product NADH-ubiquinone oxidoreductase chain 2-like. The record is from RefSeq and is a predicted model, not a curated record. The transcript has a single exon. The coding region runs from base 568 to 1173 and encodes 201 amino acids. Lineage: Eukaryota; Viridiplantae; Streptophyta; Magnoliopsida; Fabales; Fabaceae.
AGAAGGCCGAGGAUGGCCUACGGUGCGUGUUAUCUGAAGGGAACACGCUUUUUCGACCGCGGUGGUAUGCCUGCAUUUCUAGGCGGGCCCUCUCCUCGUUCCGCCCGCAGGCCCAUUGGGAUAGCAGCCUUCGGGCUUUGCCUGCCCUUGAUAUAUCGGCCCGGGAAAGCGCUGGCAACAACAGAAAGGAAGGGGUCCAUGUAGCUGCUGCGUCCGCCCCCUUCUUAGUCAAUGGGGCUAAGAAGGGGCUGCAGGUUCGGCAUCUACUAAAAAAGAAAGAAUCCACUUGAGAUAACCACGCCUCUGCUAGGCAGCGUGUGGAAUGGCCAAGAGCGGACCUUUUUGGAUAUAUAAUCCAAGUGGAGAGUGGGGUUACGGGAACAGCCGUCUGAUGGAAAACCACUUUCACGUUCGGUUCAGAGAGCACUUUUUUUCGUCGAGAAAUCUUCGUUCCCUUUCGUGUGAAUUCCCCUGCGGCGAAUUCAAAACUGUUGGGGCCCCAUCUCUCGAGCCCCGAAGAAAACCCCUCCCCUUCGGACUCCAUAUCCCUCCCUUUUGACUCUAUAUAUGUGGGCACCUGAUAUCUAUGAGGGUUCACCCAUCCCGGUUACAGCAUUCCUUUCUAUUGCGCCUAAAAUUUCUAUUUUUGCUAAUAUUUCACGUGUUUCUAUUUAUGGUUCCUAUGGAGCUACAUUGCAACAAAUCUUCUGUUUCUGCAGCAUUGCUUCUAUGAUUUUAGGAGCACUGGCCGCCAUGGCCCAAACGAAAGUCAAAAGACCUCUAGCUCAUAGUUCAAUUGGACAUGUAGGUUAUAUUCGUACUGGUUUCUCAUGUGGAACCAUAGAAGGAAUUCAAUCACUACUAAUUGGUAUCUUAAUUUAUGCAUUAAUGACGAUAGAUGCAUUCGCCAUAGUUUUAGCAUUACGGCAAACCCGUGUCAAAUAUAUAGCGGAUUUGGGCGCUAUAGCCAAAACGAAUCCUAUUUCGGCUAUUACCUUCUCCAUUACUAUGUUCUCAUACGCAGGAAUACCCCCGUUAGCCGGCUUUUAUAGCAAAUUCUAUUUGUUCUUCGCCGCUUUGGGUUGUGGGGCUUACUUCCUAGCCCCAGUGGGAGUAGUGACUAGCGUUAUAGGUUGUUGGGCGGCCGGAAGGUUGCCACGAGUAAGUAAGUAAGUUUGGGGGACCGAAGUCCCUUUCGAUGACCUGGCACCGGACACGUAGCUUACCGAAUCAGUUGCGACACCGAUGGGAAUGCAUGCUACGAAAGAUAGGGUAGAGUCUGAUACAUCAACCGUCUACUCAAUAUCCUUGUACGAGUCCACAAUCACUACACGAGAUGAACCUUGGUUUGGUGAAUUGAAGUUGGCCUUAGGUGUAAAAGGACUCCCAGUUACUGCGCGCGAUCGUAUACUGAGGUGCUCCCCGCCGGUUGUUGGAACGACGCGAGCCGGGCCUCCAUUCAGAAAGAUGAAGGGUCCAAACAAAGGUAAAAAUAGGGGGUUACAAAUGCCCCAUCUCAUUGGGGGCGGAAAACGAAUCGACAUCUCGAUGUGAUACAGCCUUUUCCAUUUUAGUUGGGAAAGAACGGCGAAGUCCAUCCGAACCGUCCAAUGAAGAAUAAGAGGAGAGCAAAGCGCCAAUGGCGCGCGAAGCGCAUGCGAAACAGGCACGGAGAAAAAUAAGUGUGGAGGAUAAGCAGCCGAGCUCAUUCCCUUCGCUUCCUGGGCCCCAAGCAGUGCAGUCUUUCCUGGCCAAAUCCUUGAUUGGGGGCUUCUUGCUGCGCUACUUAACUAUAGAAAGACUUUUUUUCUAGUCAUAUAUAUUAAUAGAAAGAUAGAUCCAUCCAUCUAUCCUAUCCGAUUUAGAUUUAUAUAAGAAAGAAUUUUUUUCAUUCAACGUUUGAUUCAAAGAACUGCGCUAAGCCCCCCCCCGCUCAUGAAAAGGCUCUGCUGCAAUGGAUGGCAGAGGGUCCGUAGUAUCCAAAGCACUGGAGUGGUCCAGUAGCCGGGAAGGGGCCUAGAAGUGCCUACUACUACACCACACUACACUCGGCUCUACACAUUUACAGAGCUAACCCCUGUCCAGUCCCUGGCAGAGUGAAGGGGGCUUCCGUCCUUUUUCCCUAUCCCCUCGCUUUGCUAUAAAAGCAGGCUAACGGGGCCUUACUUAUUCAGGGGGGGAGUGGAGCCCCGAGAAGCACUGUAUAGAGGAAGAUCCUCGGCCCCUCCUCAUUCUCUACAGGGUUCCAAACCUUUCUUCAACAUAGGUGACAACGAGCGGGGCAGAGAUGGAAGAGAUCGAACACGAGAAUAAGAAGCAAGCUCGCCUUCCUUUUUGAUCAUUUUGAUAGAGAGGGAUGGAGAAAGUGGACAAAACGGAGUAGCAUUUCCCAGUCGAAAAGAGAUGGGUUCUCGUCUUGCAUUUCUCAUCGAACAAAUACGGAAAAAGAAUCAUAUUGAAAAACGUUCCUAACCCACCAACCCCUUCCUUCGUAGA